AAGGGGACAGCUGGCAUCUGGCCAGGGGCUGCAGGAAAGGAUGGGGAUACCCAGCUGAUUUGCUUCCCAUGUCCCCUUCAGCCUCCCCAAAACUCCCCCCACCCCAUGCAAAAAGAUUAAAAUCAGGGUGGAAAACUGAAGGCCAAAAGGGAGGCGAGCCCCCAGCACUGGGCAUGGCCAGCUGGUGCAGGGAGCGGGGGGGCUCUGCGUGUGGCACCCCGGCAGAGAUGCAUUUUGUCCAGGGGGCUGCAGGGCCAUGACAGUGUGAUGGGGGGUGUGAUGCUCAGCACCAGCCAUGUGGUCCCCGCAGGCACUCCCAGCCACGCUGCACUGCAGGAUACUGCUCACCUUCCUGGUGGUCCUUGGAGCCCCAGUGAGAGCCUGGAAGGGGCUGAGCAGCGAGCAGCUCCCACCAGGCCCCCGAGUGGGGGACGGAGACAAGCUGAUGAAGCAGGAAGCCACUGGUGCUAAGGAGAUGCUGCCAGGUGUCCCUGAGAUGAGGAAGGGUGACCACGGCUCCGGGGAAGGGUCUCAUCCGGACAAAGCCAACCUGCCACUGCUAGAGGCAUCAGCAAGAAAAGCAUUGCCCUGGCCGAUGAGCCCAGCCACCAAGAGACCUGCUCCCAGGAAAAAGUCAAGAAAGCUGUCCCUGUCACUUGAUGUCCCCACCCAUGUAUUGAAAAUCCUGCUCGACCUGGCCAGAGAGAAGGAGCUGCAGGCCAAGGCGGCCGCCAACGCUGAGCUGAUGGCCCGCCUCGGGCGCAGGAAAUAAACCUCCCGGCUGGGGCAUGGCUUCUGCCAGGGCUGGGGAGGGCAGCAGGGCUGCUGGGGCGCACGGGUGGAGGGCACGUGCCCGCAGGGGACCACAGACACAGCACCUCAUCUCCCCGGUCCCGGUGCACGAGGCACAAGCAGCAGCCAUAGAAGGGUUUGGUUUAAUAACUGUCACCUCAGCAUCACCAGAGAAGAUACAGCUGGGUUUGCCUAUGGCAGGGCCAGCACAGGAGCACAGCCAGGUCCCAGCCCCAGGCACCGCAGGGACCUGUGUCCUGCUUCGGUCCCCUGCUCCCCUGCUGCUGGGAUGUCUCCAAGGAGGCUGCAUCCAGCUAGGCAGGUUUUCCUGUGCCGCCUCUCUUGGGGUGGCUGCAGCGUGCAAAAUCCUCUGCAAAGCUCGGCUGAGCCUCAAAGCCAGGG
This is a messenger RNA of Falco peregrinus (peregrine falcon), 1194 nucleotides long. RefSeq names its product urocortin-3. The transcript has a single exon. Gene Ontology annotation, biological process: cellular response to nutrient levels; hormone-mediated signaling pathway; adenylate cyclase-activating G protein-coupled receptor signaling pathway. Bases 296 to 772 code for a protein of 158 amino acids. Gene Ontology annotation, molecular function: corticotropin-releasing hormone receptor 2 binding; hormone activity. Gene Ontology annotation, cellular component: extracellular region. The record is from RefSeq and is a predicted model, not a curated record. Lineage: Eukaryota; Metazoa; Chordata; Aves; Falconiformes; Falconidae.